This is a messenger RNA of Eruca vesicaria subsp. sativa (arugula), 1225 nucleotides long. The record is from the annotation of a GenBank genome assembly. NCBI's taxonomy places the organism in Eukaryota, Viridiplantae, Streptophyta, Magnoliopsida, Brassicales, Brassicaceae.
ACAUUUAACAACCACCACCACUCCUGCACUUCCCCAUUUUGAAGAAUACAUUUACUUCACCAAUACAUUGUGUUAUACAAUACAUAAUAAAACAAUUCCUAAGUAUUUUUUUUUGUUUUGGUUACGAUCAAUGGAGUGUUACUUAAAGAAAUGGUGCUUGGUUUCUAUGUUAGUUUUGUAUUUGGGUUUAAGGUUUAAGGUAAAAGCAGAGCCUCAAGUUCCAUGUUACUUCAUCUUUGGUGAUUCUUUGGUUGAUAAUGGAAACAACAAUCGUCUUGCCUCUAUUGCAAGAGCUGAUUAUUACCCUUACGGUAUUGAUUUGGGUCGCCCAACCGGCCGCUUUUCCAACGGAAAAACUACCGUUGACGAGAUAGCUGAGCUACUUGGAUUUGAUAACUACAUUCCCGCGUAUAGUGAUGUUAGUGGCGAGCAGAUACUUCAAGGAGUCAACUUCGCAUCUGCAGCUGCUGGAAUCAGAGAAGAAACCGGCGCACAAUUGGGACAAAGGAUAACAUUUAGUGGACAAGUCCAGAAUUAUCUGAACACAGUGUCACAAGUGGUACAGAUUCUUGGAGAUGAGAAUAGUGCAGCUGAUUACCUUAGACAAUGCAUUUACUCUGUUGGUUUGGGAAGCAAUGACUAUCUUAAUAACUAUUUCAUGCCUCAAUUCUACGCCACUAGCAGACAGUACACCCCCGAACAGUACGCUGAUGAUCUUAUCACUCGUUACAGAGCGCAGCUCAAUGCACUAUACAACUAUGGAGCUAGAAAGUUUGCAUUGGUAGGAUUAGGAGCCAUCGGAUGUAGCCCGAACGCCCUUGCACAGGGCAGCCCCGAUGGAACAACUUGCGUGGAACGUAUCAACUCUGCCAACAGAAUCUUCAACAGCAGGCUUAAGUCUAUGGUCCAGCAGCUCAACAACGACCACUCUGAUGCUAGGUUUACAUACAUUAAUGCUUAUGGCGUUUUCCAGGACAUAAUCGCUAAUCCCUCUGCUUAUGGGUUUAGGGUAACGAACGCUGCGUGUUGCGGAGUUGGAAGAAAUGGAGGCCAGCUUACAUGUCUACCAGGACAAGCGCCGUGUCCGAACAGAGAUGAGUACGUGUUUUGGGAUGCGUUUCAUCCAACGGAUCGUGCCAACACGAUCAUUGCACAAAGAUCUUUCAAUGCACAAUCGUCUGACGACGUUUAUCCAAUUGAUAUCUCAGCGUUGGCACGGCUUUAA